Molecule: messenger RNA, 835 nt
Organism: Drosophila arizonae
Lineage: Eukaryota; Metazoa; Arthropoda; Insecta; Diptera; Drosophilidae
Product: myotubularin-related protein DDB_G0290005
Source: RefSeq, a predicted model, not a curated record
AUAUAUAUAUAUAUAGCCAAAGGACAUGUAUAUGAUGAGGGGUUUACUAGUCGUGGCCUGCCUGGCAGCCAUUGCGCUGCAGGCUAGCGCCAAGCCGCAGCAGGAGAGGCGCGGCGAGCACUACCAGCUGUACCGGCGCCAGCGCAACGAUUACGAUCUGCCCGCCGAGGGUCGCCUCAAUCCCAGCAAGCUGGCAGCUGUGCUGCACGCGGCGCUCGGAAAUGCCAACAAUGGAAGUGGCAAUGGAUCCGAUCUGCCCACAAGCACCAUCACCACCAUUACGCACACUCCAACCACCACUACGGGCACAUCGACGACCAGCACGACUCCGUCGGUGCCCACAACGUCAACGGGCCGCAACUACAACGAUGACAGCGAUGACGACGACUUCGAGGCUGACGACGGGCAGCAGAACUACCAGGCGGCAUUCGAUGACGAUGGCGAUGCCAACGAGGAGGACGAUGCCAACGAUGUGGCCGGAUUUGAGGGUCACGCCGUGUACCAGCGCAACCAGGAGGAUGCACUGGCGCGCCAGCGCAAGCAGUUCAAGCGCAAGCAGCAGAUGCAGAUGCGUCGCCGCCAGCAGCAGGCGAAGCAGCGCCGUCGCCAGAAGCGCCGCCAGCAACAGCAGCGCCUGCGUAGGCGCCAGCAGCAGCAGCGCCGCAAGCGCAACAAUCGUCGCAACAUUCGCUUGAUCCAGCGCUUCCUCCAGGCCAACAGGAACAGGAACAGCAGAGGCAACGGCAACAGGAACAGGCGUAUCGUGCGCAUCCGUACAUAGAAACUCCAAGCUAACAUGACAACGAUCUUUGUGAAAACCAUUCUUGACAUUAUA